AUGUAUUCUUAUAUCAAUAACUUCUCUUUACCUGACAUAAUUCUUGCCACAGUUGUAUCCACUCAGCAGCAAACAUCUGCCAGAUCUCGAAAAAAGAAGACGAAGACUAAAAAACGUGAAACAACAAACGGAACUCAAGCACUCAAAUUAAUCAGUAAUGAACCAGAUAAAUUGCCUGAGGUUCCUGACUGUCAGUACUGCGGUCUAAAAGAUUCCAUUCUGAGACACCAAGUUUAUGCUGUUCUGAUAGUGAAGUUAUCCUACAUGAAAACAAAUUACCGGACAUUUUGGUUGAGCUAUUUAGACUCAUAUCAGAUUAUUCUCAGAUCACAUUCUACUACUGAUCAAAGAACUUACAAUAAGCCUACAGUUUCUCAAAUUGCUGCUCUAUGGAUUGAAGGCUGGCACCCAGGAAUUCAGAGAUCAGGAAAUGUGAAUCCAAAGAAACGUAAAAGAGCAGAAAGAAAGAAAAAAUGCACAGUGACAUUAACCAGUUUUACAUCACCUGAAGAGCUCUUCAACUCAGAGCAACAAGCUUUUCAGCAACACGAAAAUUCAAAGGAGUUCGUGUCAAUGAGAGAAUAUUAUGCCUACAAGUUUCAGAUUAGAAAAGAAUACAAUCCAAAUAUUCUGAACACCGGCCGCCUACUACAACAAUUCGCUGUAGAUAUGUAUGUCAAUCUUGAAACUCAAAGACUUGACUUCUAUAGAAGCAAGGAAUUGCUUAUUCGAAGAGAACAACUCCAAGGCUUGAUGGACUCUGUAAUUCAAGGGCAAUCACAAGGUUCUAAAGUAGGCCAGCGUGUACUCUUACCUGCUUCAUUUAUAGGAGGGCCUCGAGACAUGAAAAAGAGAUAUAUGGAUGCUAUGGCCUUAGUUCAGAAAUUUGGAAGGCCUGAUUUAUUUCUUACUAUGACAUGUAAUCCUUCAUGGCCAGAAAUUAAGGAAAACAUGCUGCCUACUGAUGAAGCACAAAACAGAAUCGACUUAUGUGCUCGGAUGUUUCACGCUAAAUUGGAAAUGCUAAAGGAAGAGCUAUUCAAGAAAGAAAUUUUCGGUCAAGUUACAGCAUACACCUAUGUGAUUGAGUUUCAGAAACGAGGCUUGCCGCAUGCUCACUUCCUUAUUAUUCUGAAACCCAAUUCAAAGCUAUACUCUCCUGAUUCCUAUGAUCAAAUAGUCUCUGCUGAACUACCAAAUAAAGGUACACAGAAGCAUUUGUUUAAAAUGGUCCGUAAGCAUAUGAUGCACGGACCUUGUGGCAGUAAAAAUCCUAACAAUGUCUGCAUGCAAGGUAAAAAGGUCAGAUUUUGUAAGAACAAGUAUCCAAAGCAAUGGGCAGAUUCUACAACUCAUGGACAGAAUGCUUAUCCAAUAUAUCGCCGAAGAAAUGAUGGAAAAAUAGUUCAUGUUCGAGGUCAAGAACUGGAUAACAGAUGGGUAGUACCACAUAAUCCGUACCUAUUGGCAAAGUUCAAUUGCCAUAUCAAUGUUGAAAUCUGUUCUACCAUCAAAGUUGUCAAAUACAUGUUCAAGUAUAUUUUCAAAGGACAUGACAAAAUCCAUUUUCGAGUUAACUCAGAUACUUCAGAACAAUGCAUUGACGAAAUCAAAGAAUAUCAGACAGCAAGAUGGGUAUCUGGUAUUGAAGCUGUGGCGCAUAUACAGAUUUACUCUCAAUGA
Coffea arabica (coffee) is the source of this 1683-nucleotide messenger RNA. NCBI's taxonomy places the organism in Eukaryota, Viridiplantae, Streptophyta, Magnoliopsida, Gentianales, Rubiaceae. The record is from RefSeq and is a predicted model, not a curated record.